AUGGAACCAAUGAAGCCGAACAUCCCACCAUUAAAGAUCGCCAAGUCGAAUCCGAAUCUAUCUGUGUCGACCACAGUAACGGACUACGACAAUUAUACGACGGGUCGUUUUUAUUCGAAUAACGGCCUGACUGAAAUAACUCCGCCAUUAACGCCUCAAGGAACUCAGUCAACAAAUAUGGAACAAUCCGAACCCCCCGCCGAAGCUCCUCGGGCGGUUUUUCACAACUAUCUACGCGCUUUCUACCCUUUUCAUCCGGCCGGCAAUGUCUCGCCAUCGACCGUUACCCUUCCCUUGGACCAGGGAGACAUCAUCCUGGUUCACUCCGUUCACACUAAUGGCUGGGCCGACGGUACCUUAUUGGAUUCUGGAAAUCGAGGCUGGCUACCGACAAAUUACUGCGAAGCAUAUGAUCAACUACCGAUGCGUCCUCUGUUGAAGGCGCUUACAGAUUUUUGGGAUAUCAUUCGAGGAGGAUGCGGGUCAUCGUUAAAGGAUUUUGGAAAUCAGGAUUUGAUGCGAGGCCCCAUUGCUGGUGUUCGGUUCCUUCUGGAGAAGUCCGAGUGCUUGACCCGGGAAUCCCCGCUUGUAAAGAAAUAUGAUGGCCUGCGAAGAAUUCGUAAAGCUUUGCUAUCGGACCUUUCAUCACUCGUAAAGUCUGCGAAACGCUUCCAAGAAGUUGCUAAUGGUAUCCCCUCGGACGAUGAGGUAGAGGGUAUAUUGGAUGAUAUGUUACUCAAGGCUUUCAAGAUCGUGACUCGCGGUGUUCGUUUUCUCGAUGUAUGGAAUGAGGAGGUUGGAUUGAGCCGCACCAUCGCUGAGCUGGAAUCUGCUGGCGAUAACAGCAGCCAAUACGAAAUGCCACCCACACCAUCAUCAGAGACCUUCACUGAGGCUGAAACUGCCCCGAUUUCCGAGACUUGCACCGAAAGGAACGAGUCUCGACAGAUGACGCGCAGUCGAAUGAACGCCAGUCGCACAUCGACGCGCACCGAGAUGCUCGAUCAACCACCUCGCCCUGUAUCUGUUUCUACUAAGCGUAUCUCUGUCUCUCACCGAGUAUCAUAUUCGUGUGCUUCGGCAGCUAUGCAUAACCAGAACCUCGCGUCAGAGAGAUUGGGAACCACAUACGAUGCCUUCCUCGGAGUACUUGGAUCUUUUAUUGGCCUGCAUAUGCAAUCCCGAUCCUCCACCGAAUUGGUUGUAACUACUCAGCAAGCAGUACAAUCUUGUCGCUCUUUGUUGGAUGUAGUUGAGGCUGUCUGUGAGCAUGACACUCAACGUAGUGUCUUACUUGAGGAUGCCCGUGACUCAAUGUGUGAAAAAUUAUCGGAGUUGGUUCAUGCUGCUCGCGAUGUUUUCCGACCAGCUAGUUGCCAGGACGAUGAUUUGGUUUUCAUGCCUGAUCAGGGCAAGCGUCUGGUAGAUGCUGCCACCGAUUGUGUACGGGCUGCAGGCAACUGCCUGGCUAAGGCUCGUAUGGUGCUGGAGCAAAUUGGAGACAUUGAGCUUGAGCCCUUAACGGAAGAAAGCAACUCCAACUCCGACGUGCCUGGUAUUGUGACUUCCCAACCUGAUACCCCCGCGGAGUCGGAGAAACCGCAAGAGCUCUCACUGCGACUUCCUCCCCCACCACUCACAAUUCCAAACUCGACUUACUCUCCUUCCACCCCUGGCCUCACUGAUUCCACCACUCCUUCAUCUUUUCAAUCCCACCUUGCCUCUUCCAACAAUUCCGCCCAUCCUUCUUUCAUUUCUUCUACCUCAACAUCCGCAACCCCCGCCUCCAGCUUCGAACAAAUGUCCUCCUUUUCUUCAUACGACAGCAGCUACCUCGAAAGUCAACCCAAGUCCGACGUGAGUGAAUCCUUCGGCCGCGGUGUCACAAGUACGGGUAGCAGCUUUACCUACAACAGCCACACUCGCGACUCCGAAAUGAGCGGUGUCUCUCAGACUUCGACUAGGGCCACCUCACCUGACAUUGGUAGCAGCUUCCAAGUUCCAUCCCUCAAGGAGAGUGUCAGCCACUCGACCUUGGCCGAGGAGAAUGAGGAAACUGAGGCUCAUAUCCUCGAAAAGACCUAUGCUCAUGAGCUGGUCUACAAGGAGGGUCAAGUUAUGGGUGGCAGCCUUCGUGCAUUGAUUGAGAAGCUCACAGCUCAUCAAUCAACCCCCGACGCCAUGUUCGUUUCGACCUUCUACCUCACAUUCCGCCUCUUUGCCACACCUAUCGAGUUUGCUGAGGCACUUGCUGAACGUUUCGAGUACAUCGGAGAUACCCCGCAUGCAUCGGGUCCAGUUCGCUUACGUGUUUACAAUGUGUACAAGGGUUGGCUCGAAUCUCACUGGCGACAUGACCGAGACAACACCGCCUUGGAGUUUAUUGUGGACUUCGCCAAGACCCGCCUGGCUUCCGUAUUGCCGACCGCAGGAAAGCGUCUUCUCGACUUAGCUGAAAAGGUUUCUGCUGUGCACGGCCCCGUUGUUCCUCGCCUCGUCUCCUCGAUGGGCAAGACCAACACGUCCGUUGCUCAAUACAUCCACCCCGAUACUCCUCUGCCUCCUCCUGUCCUUGGCAAGAAAGAAAUCAACUUGCUCAAGCAAUGGAAAAAUGGCGAGUCCUCGAUUACUAUUCUGGACUUUGACCCGUUGGAGCUAGCUCGACAACUCACUAUCAAGGAGUCGCGCAUCUUCUGCUCUAUUCUCCCCGAGGAACUCCUUGACACCGAAUGGACUCGGAAGUCAGGCUCAUUGGCUGUCAACGUUCGCGCUAUGUCAACUCUGUCAACAGACCUUGCUCACUUGGUGGCUGACUCUAUCCUCUGCCUCGAAGAGCCCAAGAAGCGUGCUGUCACCAUCAAGCACUGGGUUAAGAUCGCUAACAAGUGCCUGGAGCUGAACAACUAUGAUUCACUUAUGGCCAUCAUCUGCUCUUUGAACUUGUCAAUGAUCUCCCGACUGAAGCGCACCUGGGACAUCGUAUCUCAGAAGACAAAGACCACUCUGGAGAAUCUUCGUACUAUUGUCGAUGUUUCUCGUAAUUACGCGGUGCUUCGACAGCGUCUGCAGAACCACGUCCCACCGUGUUUGCCUUUUGUUGGAACCUACCUGACUGAUCUUACUUUUGUGGAUCACGGUAACCAGUCUCUCCGGUCGCUUCCGACCGACGAGGGCGAGACAGCUGUGAUCAACUUUGACAAGCAUAUGAAAACUGCUCGAAUCAUCAGUGAGCUCCAGCGCUUUCAGAUCCCCUACCGCCUCACUGAGAUCCCUGAGCUCCAGACUUGGAUGCAAAAUGAGCUUGUGCGCGUCCGCUCCAACGGAGAAACCACCGCCCAGACCUUCUACCGUCGGUCUCUGGUUCUCGAGCCACGAGAAUGUCGCAGCAACGUGCCACCUCCAACUCCAUGCGAGCCCACUUCCUCCAACCCUCCUACUAUGCUUGAAAAUGCCAAGGACAAGCUUGACUUGUUCUCCUGGACACAUCCUUCUAAGCCCAAGUCCGUCGCGACCAAUGGCUAA
Molecule: messenger RNA, 3522 nt
Organism: Penicillium angulare
Lineage: Eukaryota; Fungi; Ascomycota; Eurotiomycetes; Eurotiales; Aspergillaceae
Product: guanine nucleotide exchange factor
Exons: 2
Coding region: 1-3522 (1173 amino acids)
Biological process (GO): Ras protein signal transduction; positive regulation of GTPase activity
Cellular component (GO): plasma membrane
Molecular function (GO): guanyl-nucleotide exchange factor activity; protein binding
Source: RefSeq, a predicted model, not a curated record